AUGACGGCCAAAGACUACGAGGUAAAGCUCGAUCUGUCGAAGUUGGGAAGUGUGUCGCGCACCAUCCGAAAGGAAUCGAUCCAGGAAGGGGACAAGGUCGAAGUUAAAUAUAGCUGGGUGAGAGGGUCAAAAACACAAUCAUCGAUCGUUUUCAUCGCCGUGUUGCCUGGAAAAUGGUCUCUAUAUUCUCGACACAAAGGUAUCUCCAUGUUCACGAACACAACUCCAGGUAGCCCCUUUCCUGGUAUUGAGAGCAUGAACGACAUACGUGGAAACCGGCGAUGGGUACUCGGAGUGUUUCGGGGCAUUUCUUUACCACCCAAAGAGAAGGAUUUCACGAAGAAUGCCAAGUACUUUGAGUGCCCAGGAGACCUGCGGCACAUCGAUACUUCUGAAUUCGAAGCGUGGCAAGCGGUCGGUGUGACGACUUUGGGCGACAAUCAAAUAGAUUUAUUGAGUAUUGCACCCACGUCUUUCCCCGAAUCCGUUAGUUUGAUGAUGCUGACGUCUCAUCUAGAGUCGCAAUUGUGGCAUCAUUGGAGCAGCGGAUACUAUGACGAAAGACUCUGGAAUAGUCAAAAUUUCGUUGUAUACCUUGCAGUUCUUAUUCUGGAAGAGAGCUCCCGACAGGAAAAUUUCCAGGCGCUUCAUAGCCUCCACUGGACUCUAUGGUGGAAACAGGAACACAAGAUGGCAUAUAUGAUGACCCGAAGACACCUCACAGCAAUGGCCGGAAUGACCAUAUUUGGGAUUGCUACCUUUGGACUUGGUGCUGUAGGUAGUUGGGCUUAUGGAGGUUAUGGAAUUGUUGAGGCUUCUUUGGCAUUCGGGGCUCGUGGAGCUAGACUUAAACAUCUAGUCGAGCAGGAGCAAUUUUCAAUGCUGAGAGGCCUACUCGAGGGUGAUGAAAGUGAGUGA
Molecule: messenger RNA, 918 nt
Organism: Fonsecaea pedrosoi CBS 271.37
Lineage: Eukaryota; Fungi; Ascomycota; Eurotiomycetes; Chaetothyriales; Herpotrichiellaceae
Exons: 2
Coding region: 1-918 (305 amino acids)
Source: RefSeq, a predicted model, not a curated record